This is a messenger RNA of Labrus bergylta (ballan wrasse), 6246 nucleotides long. It is a transcript of the gene arhgap31, whose product is annotated as Rho GTPase activating protein 31. Gene Ontology annotation, cellular component: lamellipodium. The record is from RefSeq and is a predicted model, not a curated record. Gene Ontology annotation, molecular function: GTPase activator activity. NCBI's taxonomy places the organism in Eukaryota, Metazoa, Chordata, Actinopteri, Labriformes, Labridae. Gene Ontology annotation, biological process: small GTPase-mediated signal transduction.
AAACAAACAGAACCCAGAUGAUUCCUGAGGGAAUUUGCCACUCAAACAUACAGGCACGCUUCCUCAGCUACAGAGAAGCCAGUGUAAAGGGGAGACUGUGAGUGGAAUGAAGGAAAAGAGGAGGAGAUAAAGGAGCAGAGACUGGCUGGGGGUGAAAAAACAACAGGAAACUGACCGGUUCUAAUGCUGUUUCUGCAAAUCCUUCACAGAUAAAGCAGCAGUCUGCCACGUCCAAGCAAAACAGCACGUAUGUUCUCCUCAAAAUGUUGUCUUGAACUCAUGACAACCUAAAGGACUUAAAGCUGAAAAUGUGACGUCACUUCUGCUCUCAGCCUCCGACCGUGCUGUGGUUAGUCAGAAUGUGAGCGGAUGCAGACAUUUGGGAGCUGAUUGCUGGGAUUUUCUAUGCGGCUGCUUUUUUGACCCACAAACUCAACCUUUCUCAGGGUCAUAUGGAUCGAUCGGCGAGCUUCCAGGGAUCUGUUUGUUUUAAUCAUCUGGACCACUAACUGGAGCCACAUGAAGAAUAAAGGGAAUAAGCUCAAGUCCAAAAAGAAAGGGAGUGAAAAUGCGUUCGGCUGUGACCUGACAGAACAUCUCCAGAACUCCGGACAAGAUGUUCCUCAGGUUCUGAUUAAAUGUGCAGAGUUCAUCGAGGAGCAUGGGGUGGUGGACGGGAUCUACAGACUGUCGGGGGUCACCUCAAAUAUCCAGCGCCUCAGGCAGGAAUUCAGCUCCGGCUCCGAGGCGUGCCCUGACCUUACAAAGGAAGUGUACCUCCAGGACAUCCACUGUGUGGGUUCCUUAUGUAAGCUGUACUUCAGGGAGCUUCCCAAUCCUCUGCUCACAUACGAGCUUUACAGCAAGUUCACUGACGCGGCCUCGGUCAAGGGGGAUCAUGAGAGGCUAUUACACAUUCAGAGGGUCAUCAAAGAACUGCCCACUCCUCAUUUCAGGACUCUGGAGUACCUCACUAAGCACUUGACCCACCUCGCCACCUUAAGCACCCAGACUAACAUGCAUACACGUAACCUGGCUCUGGUUUGGGCUCCAAAUCUGUUAAGAUCUAAAGACAUAGAGACGUCAUCAGCGAAUGGCGACAUGGCUUUCCAGGAGGUGCGAAUCCAACAGUCGGUGGUUGAGUUCAUUCUGAAUCACACAGAGCAGAUCUUCAGCAGCAAUUCUGUGCAAAUCAAACCCAAAGAAGGUCUGAUGUGUGGGGAGAAGUAUGCCACACUCCCGAUCAGUACUCAGGGUGGGCCGAUGAAACUGAUGAGCCUGGAGGAAGCUCAGGCCCGUUCUUUAGGUCCAAACCAUCCUGUACAUAGAGAACGCCAGCGGGAGAACAGCCUGCCUGACACCAGCACCGCCAUGCUCUACCACACCGUCAUAGACAUGUCUGACAGCAAGAGAAAGUUUUCUGGGAAAUCAAAGAAGUGGAAGUCCAUUUUCAACCUGGGACGCUCUGUGGACACCAAGGGGAAACUGAGCCGGAAUGGCAGUGUGUUCAUAAGAGGCCAGGGGAUGAAAGAAAAGGCAGCUCUUCGUCCGUCCAGAAGCAUGGAGUCCUUGUGCUCCUUACCAACAGAUGAUGACAGAGCAGGAAGCAACAGUCCAGCUGGUGGAGCCGGCAGCAAUUUUGUUCCAGAUGUUAAAUCCCGAACUCUGGGUUCUGACUCGCUCUAUGACCUCAGUGAACACGACCAAACCUGGGAGUUUAAAGGGAACAAAGCGGGCGGGGCCACUGGGGGAUGGACCUCUUCCAUGAAUGACAAGGGGUCACAAGGUGCCUCUGCAGCCCCUCAGAAAACACUACCAGAGCAACUGAAGGUGUUCAAAGGUGACGACCUCAGCGGCUACCGGCCCACCUCUCCUAAAAAUAGAAGGAUGUUGUACUCGGGCUCCUCUCACAACAGCUCCUCUCGACCCUCCUUUCCUGGUAGUUUCUUUCCACUUGAGUCCUCUCCCAGGCAUCAGCGUCGAGCCAUCAACAUAUCUGAGCCUUUCGCGGUGUCCGUGCCGCUGCGAGUGUCAGCCGUUAUCAGCACCAACAGCACGCCAUGCAGGGGGCCGGCCAAGGACAAAGCGUCCACUCUGAAACCCAAAGAGAGCUCCGAGCAGAGCGGCAGCAGUGGAAAGAGCAACACUUUCCCCCAACUGGAAGCAAAGAAGCAGGAAGGAACAGAGAAGAAAAACACAGAGGAGGAGACCUCUGGAGUCACGCCACAGGAUAAAAGCAAAGAAGUGGUGCAAGAAGGCCAAGAAGGGAUGAACAUUUCUGAACUGGAACCACACUCCCUUGAAAAUGCAUCACAAGGAAGAGAAACAGCGCCAUCUCCUGGUGCAGAACCGCAAAUCCAGCCUGUAGCUGGGAAACUGGACAAAAGAUAUUCUUCUGGGACAGAGCCUUGGCCUGACCUCAAGAAGGAGCUGAAAAUAAUUGAACCUGAGAUUGACCUGCUUGAUAAGACCUUCAAACCUGUUUUUGGCUUCAAGAGCACCUGUGAGGGAACAAAGUUAACAGCGGACGUAAAGUCAAAGCGAAGUCGCAGCUCCCCUUCACUGUCUCUGUUAUUUAGGGAGCAGUCUUCAAAUACCUCUUUGAGUGAUCUCGCGGCUGCAGGCGGAUCAAACCCUGCGAAGAAACAGCCCUCGGAGUCUGACAUCUCGUUUUCUCCCAAAACAAUUCAGUUAAAUGUCUGCACUGCUCACACGGCGCAAGAGAAACCGCAACCAAAACUUGCCCCCUCAAACAAAGAAGACACAGCUGACACCAAACAGAGCCAGCCUCCUUUAAAGGAAACCUCUUUGGAAACGUUUCUAAGUCCUUUGACGAUAGAGGAAACCUCAACGGUCGAAGGCUCCUCAGCAGCAGAUAAAACUGAGAAACAUGAAACUUCUAAAGACAAAAUCUUUUCCUGUCAUGGAGCAAAGAAGAGUGGGAUUCCAGAGCUGGAAGUCAUUCAGAGGCUCUCAGUGUGUUUGGAAGAGAGACGUAAGACCCUGGAGCUGCCGAUCCUCGACAAGGACGAUGGAAGCGGAGGACACUCAGAGGAGCUGGACUUGGAGGAGCCCUGGGAUGAUCUUAGUUCCACCAAGCAGUGGGUCACUAGUCCCCUCCAUUCACCAGACAUAGAGAAGCUGUUUAACCAGCUCUCACCGUUCAGUUCUCACCUGGAAACUCUGAGCUCAGAGGAAGGGGAGAUUUCCUCUCCUUCGUCUGAUGGGAACAAACAAUCUGUCAUUAAGAGCAGUGAGAACGUCUCAGGAAACCCUCCUCAGACCACCAGCUCCAAACCAGAGACUCACUGGAUGUAUUUUCCGUCGGUGCCGACACGGGUUCGUGCGAACAGCAGCAAUGAAAGUCAACUUCACGCAGGAAAAUGUAGCUCGACAAAACAGAAGAACACAGCAUCAUCUCAGAGGUUUUACAGACAGAUGUCGCACGAGGCAGCCGCUUCAGAGAGAAGGGAGGACAACUGCUUCUCUAAACACCGGCCAUACUCGCUCAAUUUAGAUCUUGGGCAGCGGUGCAUCAGGGACAUUUCUAAUCAGCAGAACCGAAACUCAUCAGAGUUUUCCUACGGCAAGAAGGGGUUGCAGACUUCUUCUGGGACUGUCAACAACGGGCUGCCCUCGGAGCUGGAGUUGUUCCUGAGUGACCGUCAGGCACCUCUGCGCCGGAACUCAGCCCCGGUCAGCGUGUCGUCAGUGAGGACAGCCUUCAUGAUAAAAACAUGCCAGGCCAAAGCCGUGCCCGUCGUCCCUCCCAAGGUGCAGUACAGUCAGAUACCUCACUCCAGACAUGAGAGUGACUUUCAUGCAGUGAAGGAGCAAGAAAAGGAGCGUCCGAAAAUGAACGCAGAGAAGAGCAUCAGCCUGCCUGCUCCCGGGAUGUCCGACCUGAGGGAGGAGCUGGAGAAUAAAAAGCCUCUCCUCAAACAUCAAAAACACGCGAAUUUGGGGAGUAGCACCGACUCUGUAAAGACACCGUCCGCUGCAGAUCAGCCGGUCAUAAGGAGGAGACACGCGCCCAGUCUGGAGGUGUUUGUAGAUUGUCCCAGACCUGCCAGAGGGAACGUUUUACAAAGACCGUCCUUCAGGAACCGUCAGAGACCUCAGAGUCUAAUCCUGUUCAGCCCUCCUUUCCCCAUCAUGGACUACCCGCCGUCAGGGGACGACAGCAGGCUCCUCUCGUCCAUCAAGAGUCUGAAUGAUGCGUCAGCGGAGAAUGUGUUCACCAAAGAGAUGCCGGAGGGGAUCCCUCUUCAAAGUAAAAUGACGAUUCCAAAAAGUGGGCAGAGACUAGAAACAUCGACCAGCUGCUUCUACCAGCCACAGAGGAGGUCCAUGAUAUUCGACAGCAGGAGCCACCGACAGAACGAGUGACUGGAGCUAGAGUCACAAACUCUGAGAAUGUGUGUAUGUAAAUAGACGAGUAUUAAAAAACGUAUUUUAGAAACUGAAGGAUAUGAAAACCCUAAUGGGGAUCAAAGAAUUUAUUUUGCUAUGAUUCCAGAAUUUUCUGACAUAUUCAGGAUUAUUUCAACCAGUGAAGUAUUAGAUAAAGAGUGAAGUAAAUAUUCAUGUGCCAUUAAAGCUUGAUGUAGGGGCUACACUUUGUAGUGUUUCUCUUUUUGCAUUAUUUUCCUGAUCAGUUUUAAAAUUAUUAUUUGGUCUAUAAAAAUAUAAGAUGAUGAAAAAGUCUCAUCAGUUUCCCAUUGCAAACGGGCCACACCAACAGUUGAAAUUUUGAGCUUAAUGCUACAUUUACUUCCUGGAUGAUUUGCUGUCAGAAUGAUGGACGUUUAGUUUAACACUCAAGACCGUUGAGUCACGCAGUCUGAAUUUUUUCCAACUUCCCCUUGACGAGGAAACUGCUGCUGCUGGUCGUAAAAAGACAGCUCUUUAAUCCCCCCCCCCCCCCCCCUCGUUGCUUGAUAUCCAAAAAUUGCCUCUAACUAAAGAAUUGAUUUGGUUACACAUUUAUGUUGGGUCUCUGUAGAUAACAUUGAGUAAGGCCUGCUCUUUUGUUAAGUGUCUUGAGAUAACAUUUGUUAUGAAUUGGUGCUGUACAAAUAUUUGAUUGAUCGAUUGAUUGUUACACAUUUCGAUCAAAAACAAGAAAACUAAAAUCUCAGGCUUUUGUGUUGAAUUCAAAUUCUUAUUCGGGCUCACAUGUUUGAAUAGUUCCCCUUUGGAUCAUCCCUUUCUUAAAAAAAUACUUUUCACUAAAGCAAAAAGGAAAAAAGGUUUCCAGCGAGUCACCAGAAGUAUGGACAAAAUACUGUUUUAUAUCCAGUCAGGGGCUUCAUUUUGUUCAUGGUUUUAUGAAAAGUGAAAUGUACAUGAUGAGUCUGCAGGGGCAAACAAAACCCUGGAGAACAAAUGAAAUCACAUUCAUAUUGAAGUUUGAACUGAUCUAAAGAAGUCUGCACAGACAGAAAGCACACAGGGAAGGUGAACAGAAGAUGAACUUGAUAACGGACAAACUGUGCAACAGUGGAACAGAAGACGUGUUUUUUUAUUUAUUCCUUUAGUAACACAUGUUAUGAAGUAAACUUGAUACCAAUAAAUAUUCUAUAUGUUGGCUCUGUGACAGACUUAAGUCAAUGUGAUUUUUAAAACUAAUAUUUAAAAAGGAAAUUCCCUUUUCUGAUUUAAAUAUAUCUCAAACAUUAGACAUAGUAUUUACCCACAGAAGGACUUUAUUUCAUGUGUAUCUUGUUUUCUGUCUUUAUUGUGCGUGUCGUUUGUCAUCUUUUUUUAUUCGUCUGGAUUUUGAAACAAAGUAAAGUAAAGUGGAGUCUGAGUGUGUGCGCGCUGACUGUAUUCAAUGUGGUUGAGGUAAAGUCAGAUGGUGGUUUCUCCAGGUCUUUGGACCUUUUCUAGACAUUUUAAAAACACAGGAUAUGACGAUGUAAAGUUGUGCUAUUUGUGGGCGAGCUCCAGGGAACAUAACACAGUUGGGAUGUCAAAGAAGUUACAGUGUAUUUCCUCACAGUGUUUUUUUUAUACUGUAGUCUGGAUGGGCUGGGUGAAUGAUGAGUGAGUCAAUGAGAAACAGGAUGAGAAGUGUGUUUUUUAUUUGCUUUGAUUACUGUUGUAAACUUGUAAAGUGUAUUAAUAUGAAGGAUAAAUGAAAUGAGAAAUUUGAGUCUUCUCUUCUGGAGUUAUGUACAUAAGACACUUGAUGACUUUUGCUACAACAUAAAGUUAUGAUAAUAAAAUGUUUUGAAAAUCCCA